AGCAGAAGAAAGCGAAGGAGAGCAAGAAAAGAGGAGCUGAGUGACCGAGAGCCGGGGGGGCCCCCCGAAGGGCUGAAGAGCGCUGGAGGGGAGGAGAGGGGAAAGGAUGGACAGCCACAAAACACAGCGAUUGCGGAAAUUUUCCAGCGCCAUUGGCACGGCAGCGUGAGUCUUUCGGGUCCGGCGUGAUUUCAGCACCGGGGGGACUGGACAGCACCCCGGGGGGACUCAGGGCAACCCGCAGCCUCCGCGAGAACUCCGCCAGACGCCUCCUGCCCAGAAGCCGCCGAAGCCCUGCUUUGUAUCAGAGAGGCAAGGAUGGUCGCUGUUACUUUGUGAUGAGAUCGGGGAUGAAUUGCUCGCUUUAAAAAUGCUGCUUUGGAUUCUGUUGCUGGAGACGUCUCUUUGUUUUGCCGCUGGAAACGUUACAGGGGACGUUUGCAAAGAGAAGAUCUGUUCCUGCAAUGAGAUAGAAGGGGACCUCCACGUAGACUGUGAAAAAAAGGGCUUUACAAGUCUGCAGCGUUUCACUGCCCCGACUUCUCAGUUUUACCAUCUAUUUCUGCAUGGCAAUUCCCUCACUCGACUUUUCCCUAAUGAGUUCGCUAACUUUUAUAAUGCAGUUAGCUUGCACAUGGAAAACAAUGGCUUGCAUGAAAUCGUCCCUGGGGCUUUUCUGGGGCUGCAGCUGGUGAAAAGACUGCACAUCAACAACAAUAAGAUCAAGUCUUUUCGAAAGCAGACUUUUCUGGGGCUGGACGAUCUGGAAUACCUCCAGGCUGAUUUUAAUUUAUUACGGGAUAUAGAUCCGGGGGCCUUCCAGGACUUGAACAAGUUGGAGGUACUCAUUUUAAAUGACAAUCUCAUCAGCACCCUACCUGCCAACGUGUUCCAGUAUGUGCCCAUCACCCACCUCGACCUCCGGGGAAACCGGCUGAAAACGCUGCCCUAUGAGGAGGUCUUGGAACAAAUCCCCGGCAUUGCCGAGAUCCUGCUGGAGGAUAACCCAUGGGACUGCACCUGUGAUCUGCUCUCCCUGAAAGAAUGGCUCGAGAACAUUCCCAAAAAUGCCCUGAUCGGACGAGUGGUGUGCGAAGCCCCCACCAGACUGCAGGGGAAAGACCUCAAUGAAACCACAGAGCAGGACUUGUGUCCUUUGAAAAACAGAGUGGAUUCUAGUCUCCCAGCGCCCCCUGCCCAAGAGGAGACCUUCGCUCCUGGGCCCCUGCCAACUCCUUUCAAGAUAAAUGGGCAAGAGGAGCAUGCUACCCCAGGGGCUGCUCCGAACGGAGGUACAAAGAUCCCGGGCAACUGGCAGAUCAAAAUCAGACCCACGGCGGCGAUAGCCACUGGCAGCGCCCGCAACAAGCCCCCAGCCCACGGUGGUGGCUUGCCGUGCCCGGGGGGCUGCAGCUGCGAUCACAUCCCAGGGUCGGGGUUAAAGAUGAACUGUAACAACCGGAACGUGAGCAGCUUGGCUGAUUUGAAGCCCAAGCUCCCCAACGUGCAAGAGCUUUUCCUGCGAGACAACAAGAUCCACAGCAUCCGCAAGUCGCACUUUGUGGAUUACAAGAAUCUCAUCCUUUUGGAUCUGGGCAACAAUAACAUCGCCACGGUAGAGAACAACACUUUCAAGAACCUUUUGGACCUCCGGUGGCUCUACAUGGAUAGCAACUACCUGGACACGCUGUCCCGGGAGAAAUUCACCGGGCUGCAAAACCUCGAGUACUUAAACGUGGAGUACAACGCGAUCCAGCUCAUCCUCCCCGGCACCUUCCACGCCAUGCCCAAACUGAGGAUCCUCAUCCUCAACAACAACUUGCUGAGGUCCCUGCCCGUGGACGUGUUCGCGGGGGUGUCGCUCUCGAAGCUCAGCCUGCACAACAAUUACUUCAUGUACCUGCCGGUGGCAGGGGUGCUGGACCAGCUGACGUCCAUCAUCCAGAUCGACCUGCACGGCAACCCCUGGGAGUGCUCCUGCACCAUUGUGCCUUUCAAGCAAUGGGCAGAACGCCUGGGCUCCGAAGUGCUGAUGAGCGACCUCAAGUGCGAGACGCCGGUGAACUUCUUCCGCAAGGAUUUCAUGCUCCUGGCCAACGACGAGAUCUGCCCCCAGCUGUACGCCCGGGUCUCGCCCACGUUAACUCCGCACAGUAAAAACAGCACCGGGUUGGCGGAGACCGGGACGCACUCCAACUCGUACCUCGACACCAGCAGGGUGUCCAUCUCCGUGUUGGUCCCGGGACUGCUGCUGGUGUUCGUCACCUCCGCCUUCACGGUCGUGGGCAUGCUGGUGUUUAUCCUGAGGAACCGCAAGCGGUCUAAGAGGAGGGACGCCAACUCCUCGGCGUCCGAGAUCAAUUCCCUGCAGACCGUCUGUGACUCUUCCUACUGGCACAACGGGCCUUACAACGCCGAUGGGGCGCACAGAGUUUACGACUGUGGCUCGCACUCGCUCUCAGACUAAAACAAAACAAAACAAAGCAAAACAAAACAACAAAAGACCCGAAUCAUCCGGGAGGGAGCGGGACAAUCGCCAGGCGAGGUUCCCUCCCAGCCCCCUCCCUACCCCAAGCCGAUGGGGUUAGAGGAGCCCCCCCUCCUCCCCGCCCCGCCCCACCCCCUCACCCCCGAGAUCUGAGUGCCCCGGCCGAGGGCUGGAUGGACAGGAGUCAGUGAACAGUCCGCCCAGAGGCUCGGACCACCUUAGCUGCUUUGUGCACACCGAGAGAGCAGACUGUGGCGGGCGGGGAGAGCGCGGCCAGCUCGGCUCGGGCUGCGGGCGGCGCUUUUGGACCAAGCCCAGUAGGGGACCAGCUCCGAGAACAACUCGCAGCGCCCCUGCUCUCCGCCCAGGGCGCGGUGGGAAGGCUGCCGCAGUCCUAGACACAUCCACCUAGACCCACGUCUUAUAGAGAGAACUAGAUCAUCUAUUUUUUUUUCCUCCCCUGUGGAUUAGCCCCCCGGGAGCACGGGGGCGUGAUGAUGACUCCCUGCCGGCGACGCAGGGAUGGGCAGUUGCACGAAGGCAUGAAUGUAUUGUACAUAAAGAACUUGGACUUCAGACAAAAAAACAAAAACAAAAACAAACAAAAAUAAUAAUAAUAAAGUGCUGCAUGGCUAGCAUGGAAUCCACGCGCUCCAGGGACGCUGCCCUCCCAGCGACUCCAGACGGCGUCCAGUUCACAGCACCCACCCUCUUACCUGAUAAGUCUCAUCGUAUCAAACUUUCUCUAAACGAAAUACAGUAUAAUCAGAAAGUGCCAUUUCUCCAUUAUUUGUGAUCAGUAGGCAGUUCAGAGCGUAAGUUUACUGUGAAAAAAAAAAAAAACAUGUAAAGGUUUUAUUUAAGACAUUUGCAUGGCUAGUCAUCAGUCCAUUUUAUGAGUUAAAAAUGUAUUUUGUUAAGCGAAGUUUUUAAUGGGUUGUUUUGGGCUCUUUAUUUUAUUUUGAUGGUGAUGUUUUAUUUUAUUUUUAUUUUAAGGGGGAAUAUUUUUCUAUACAUAUCCAAUAAUGCCUUCCAUCUGAAUGUAAAAUAAGUACCCAUGAUUUCUAUUAUAGUAUCAGUGUAAUUAUAAAAAAAAAAAGAUUUCGAGGCAGUUAAGCAUGACCAAUUAAUGUCACUCUAGUGCUUAGGCUGCGAUUCUAUGGUAGCAACUCUGUGCUGGUGUAAAUCUUACUUAUAAAGUAGGAAAAAAGAACCGAGGAAGCACGUGAAACUUACUAAUUCUAUUCAAGGAUUUUAUAAUGGCAUAUUUUUUCAGUAUUAAAGUGAAAAUGUUUUCAACACUGGGUCCUUACAUUUUUCCAGCUUUUUAUUUACAAUUGCUAAAUUGGAUCUGCCAUGGAAGGGAUGGUGGACGGGGAAGGUGGAGGGUGGAUCCCUUCUCGAGCCACAUUGAGGCUCAAUUCGCCUUACUUAGUUUUACACCUUUUACAUAGUUUCCUCCUUCUAUGCCUCCCUGCCUUUCCAGUUUCCCCCAUAAAGUACUGUCUCCUCCCCCAUGUCCCCAUCCCCUCCUCCCAUUUGAAUGCAGCAGCCAAUCCCUUUAUUAGUUUGGGAGCCCCCUCCUUGCUGCUUCUGCUGCUCUGCACACUGCAGAUAUAUAUGAAGGGUGUUAGUACAGAUUUUGAUUUAAUUGACUCUGCCUGGAUCAGUCUCAUUAAACAGAGUGGAGAUUUCAUUGGUCAGCACUCUUCAAUGAAAGACAAGCCCUAAUGACGGGCAUUUGAGAUGCUGCUGGCAUUUCACAUUCAACAUCUGUUGAAAAUGGUAAAACUAAUUAGUGCCCACCCACCCUGUCCGCCCCCAGCAACUGCAUAUUGAAAGUUGGUAAAGUAUUCGUCUUUAUGGAAAUCAAUCAUUAUCCUAAAGAAGUGUUUCUCUCCCAUCAUUUGGACUCCUGGUUUUGACCCAGUAAUUAACAGAAAAUGCUUUGAACUGUUUGAAUGGUAUGAGCCACUGUAAUUCUGGACUCAAAAAAAUAAUCCCCUGGGAUUUCUAAGUAAUCUAUUUUAUCAGCAGUUAGGGAACUAGAGAACAAAUAGAACUAGGUAUAUUGAUGGGGUCUGCAUUCCACUGCAUAUCCACCAUGAGAAGUAUGUCAAAAGAUUGCAGACCACAGAUUAAAACCCAAAAUGAUGAGAUUGUACAUCAACUAGAGAGGGUCCCCAGAGCAGUUGUAAGGUUUGCCUUCUAGAAUUCAUAUUCUAAAGAAAUUCCCCAGAACACUGAUGUUCGGGAGUAUGUAUUAUUUAUUUUAACGCUUUUUAAAUAAAAUAUUUUAAACCAUA
This is a messenger RNA of Sorex araneus (European shrew), 4794 nucleotides long. It is a transcript of the gene SLITRK1, whose product is annotated as SLIT and NTRK like family member 1. Gene Ontology annotation, molecular function: protein binding. Lineage: Eukaryota; Metazoa; Chordata; Mammalia; Eulipotyphla; Soricidae. The record is from RefSeq and is a predicted model, not a curated record. Gene Ontology annotation, cellular component: glutamatergic synapse; postsynaptic density membrane; GABA-ergic synapse. Gene Ontology annotation, biological process: axonogenesis; positive regulation of synapse assembly; regulation of presynapse assembly. Bases 371 to 2467 code for a protein of 698 amino acids. The transcript has 2 exons.